AAACGAGUUGGCAGAUCUUCCGUCUACUAACCCAACCUCGAAAUGUCACAGACACUUCACGCGUGUCUUGUUCGAUAUUUUGCACGGUUAGAGAGACUGGAUGACAGAUGGAAAGAAUUAUCGGGGAAAGCCCAAAGGCCGCUCGUGGCUCUCGCUAAUCAAGCCGAACAAUUUCGACAUGUUACGAACGUCAACACAAGUGAGACGGAGAAUAGUAUGGAUGAAGAAACGCGGGAAAGAUUGAUAUUUAAAAUCCUUAUGGGCCUCGAAGAUGAAAUUGCGCUUCUUUCUGAUAUCUUGAAGCAAUUUAAUGACGCCAAUCAAGAUUUGAAGAAUCAUUUGAUCAAUUUGGAAAAUGCCAGGAGUCAAGUAUCUUUAAAGGAUGAAACGAUGCAAGAAUUAAUUAAAGGAACGGCUUAUCGACCAACGCUCAAUUUGCUUCUACAAUGGGCCGUGGAAGGUUUCCAAUUUUAUCAUAACAUGUAUCUUCGUAUAAAGGAUCGCAUGAAAUCGAUCGAUUAUAAAACGGAAGAGACCAUUGAUAAUUUAAUGUCUUCCUUUGUAGAAGAACAGCGCGAGAGGAAGAAUAUACAAAAGAUACUCGCUUUUACGAAAUUCCUAGCUAAGGAGACUCUUCGUUAAGAAAACAAAAAUAUAUGAAUAAAACUGUAGAGAAGCAUAAAAAGUUAAAGAAGAAUAUUUUACAUUCUUAUGGUGUUUAUGAUACAUACUUUGUAUAGGAUUAUUUUUAUAAUAAAUA
Molecule: messenger RNA, 760 nt
Organism: Nylanderia fulva
Lineage: Eukaryota; Metazoa; Arthropoda; Insecta; Hymenoptera; Formicidae
Cellular component (GO): nucleus; cytoplasm
Source: RefSeq, a predicted model, not a curated record